Molecule: messenger RNA, 861 nt
Organism: Coccomyxa subellipsoidea C-169
Lineage: Eukaryota; Viridiplantae; Chlorophyta; Trebouxiophyceae; Coccomyxaceae
Exons: 5
Coding region: 1-861 (286 amino acids)
Source: RefSeq, a predicted model, not a curated record
AUGGUGGAGUGUAUAUUUGUGUUAACCCCAGGAAUAUGUUGUCCAAACAGGAAUGAUGAAGUGGAGCAGGUAUCCACGUCAGGGAAUGGGGCAUCCCCGGGAGUCGAUGACGCGGACGCUGACGUGGCAAAGUGGACAGCCUACCUAGCGCCGGCAGCGGUGGUGAUCGGGCUCGGGCUGCUUGUGGGCGGAGGCUUUGUGUUCAAGGGACAACUGAAGGAGUUCAUCGACUACUUUGUGGAGGUGGUGGACACAUGGGGGCCGCUCAGGUAUCCUGCCUAUGGGCUGGUCUAUGCAGCGCUGGAGGUGUUGGCGCUCCCGGCAGUGCCGCUGACAAUGACGGCCGGGCUGCUGUUUGGCGUGGGCCCCGGCGUGUGCGUUGUCUCUGUUGCAUCUACUGCAGCCGCCACUGUCUCCUUCCUCAUCGCCAGAUAUGCAGCGCGAGAGCGGGUGUUGGAGCUGGCGCAGAAGAACGCGCGGUUCAAGGCGAUAGACCGAGCGAUCGGCCGCAACGGGCUCAAGGUGGUCACCCUGCUGCGGCUGUCGCCGCUGCUGCCGCUGGCGCUCAGCAACUACCUCUACGGCCUCACCAGUGUCGACCUGCCAUCCUACGUGGCUGGCUCCUGGGCCGGCAUGCUCCCCGGCACCAUCGCCUACGUGGCUGCAGGCACGCACCUGUCCUCCUCGUGGAUGUUGACGGGCAGCUACGGGCGGGCGCUGUUGGACGGCAGUGGGGAGGGCCUCGCGGUGGAGCCGUGGCAGGUGGCGGCUGCGCUCGGCUUCACCGCCAUUGCGCUCCUUUACCUAGGCCGCGUCGCCAAGGACGCACUUGAUGAGGCGGAUCUGGAAGAGGAGGCAUGA